AUGCCUUGGGCUGCAGAUCUUCGAAAGAAACUCCUCGAGCUGUACCCCCUCCCAUCAGAUCUCGCCCCUAUCCCGGAUGACGCCCUCUUGCCCCCGAGAUACAGCAUCUCACUGAUUAACGUCAACGGUCACGCCAGCAAACUGCGGCCCCAAAGCUCCGAACCAUCUGUUGAUGAACUGGUUGAAAAGACGGAGUCGAUGACAGUCGCUGAAACUCCGCCACAAGCUCUCCUUCCGAUCCCCGCCAGCCAGACGGCCUCCCUCUCACAAAACAACCGCGUGACUCCUUCGACGCACUUCCAAGAUGUCCGCCAAAUCCGUCUCUCCGUCCCCGGCCAACCCGCGAUAAACCCCUUUGACAGCUUGACAAUCUACCCCAAAAACUUCCCCCUCGAUGUCCAAAAGCUCAUCGACCUAAUGCACUGGGAGUCGGUCGCAGACACACCCCUCUCUCUACCCUCAGACCUUCCCCGAGGGCUCUUUGUAGAUGUCGACGGUCCAGUUACUUUACGCGACCUGCUCACCCACAACCUCGACAUCACGAGUAUCCCCCGCCGCAGCUUCCUCAAGGAAAUGUCCUACUUCACCACCGACGAAUACCACAAGGAGCGACUACUCGAGUUCACGAUGCGCGAGUACACCGACGAGUUCUACGACUACACCACGCGCCCGCGCCGCACCAUCCUUGAAGUCCUCGAAGAGUUCACCUCCGUCAGGAUACCACUGAGCAGAGUGCUCGACAUGUUCCCCAUCAUGCGCGGGCGGGACUUCAGCAUCGCCAGCGUCAGCCACGAAGGCCCGUCAACCAGCAUUGAUCUACUAGUGGCGCUGGUGAAGUACAAGACCGUCCUCCGCAAGAUCCGCCAGGGCCUCUGCUCGCGAUAUCUCGAGUCCCUACCCAUGGGGACACCGCUCCGGAUAACGCUGAACCGCAGCUCCGCAUCGCUCCACGGCCCCAUGAACGCCCGUAGACCGCUGGUGGCGGUCGCGACCGGCACGGGCGUAGCGCCCCUUCGUCUUUUUGUCGAGGAGCGCUUGUCGCACCAGGGGAUGGGCGAGACGGCUAUAUUCUUCGGUAAUCGCAGCAGGCACGCGGAUUUCCAUUUCAAGCAUGUGUGGGAAGACCUCGAGACACAGCGGGCUGCUGCGGAAGGAGGCCCGUCAGGGAAAAUUGAGGUUUACACGGCCUUCUCCCGCGACAAGGACACGCCUCGCGAGUACGUCCAGGAUGUGAUUCGCAAGCAGACCGAAAAGGUUAGAUCCAUGGUGGCCUCUAACGCCAUCUUUGUUAUCUGCGGCGGUAGCCUCAAGAUGUCUCGCGCAGUUAAGGAGGCUGUCAAGAGCUGCCUGGCCGAGGACAAGGAUACUUAUCCUGACGAGGCGGCGGUCGAGGCCGCCUUUGGAAAAUUGACUUGGUGGGAGGAGAUUUGGUAA
Colletotrichum truncatum is the source of this 1434-nucleotide messenger RNA. Its product is annotated as NADPH-dependent diflavin oxidoreductase 1. Gene Ontology annotation, molecular function: flavin adenine dinucleotide binding; oxidoreductase activity; FMN binding. The record is from RefSeq and is a predicted model, not a curated record. Gene Ontology annotation, cellular component: cytosol. NCBI's taxonomy places the organism in Eukaryota, Fungi, Ascomycota, Sordariomycetes, Glomerellales, Glomerellaceae.